AUGAGCUUCUUCUGGUCUCACGCUCUUCACGCUUAACUCCCAUCCCGGCGGCCUUUGCGUGAGCAAAAUGGCAGCCCCCGUGCCGCGGGUUUUGUCUUGCUUAUCCAGAGCUUUGGGCUGUUGGUCACGGCAGCCAGCCCUGGUGGCUCAGUCCAUGACUGUAGUUCCAGUGAGAACUAAAAAACGUUUCACACCUCCUACUUCCAAACCUAACUACGAAUCAGAAAAGGAGUUUAUAGAACGUGCUCGGAAAGCAGGAUUGGUCAUUCCUCCAGAGCGUUUGGAGCGUGCCAUACAUCUGGCCUGUACAGGUGGUAUUUUUGACUCUUAUGUUCCUCCUGAGGGUGAUGCUCGCAUGUCAUCUUUUUCAAGGGAAGGAAUGAAACAGAGAACUGAACGAUUUAAGAAGAACGUGGCAUCACAAUUGUCAAUCCGGAAGAUAAAAGAAUACGAUGCAAAUUUUAAAACAAAGGACUUCCCUGAAAAAGCUAAGGAUAUCUACGUCGAAGCUCACCUUUGUCUAAACAAUUCAGACCAUGAUCGGCUUCAUACCUUGGCUACCGAACUCUGUUUUCCGGACAUGGUCUGGGACCUCAAAUACAAGACCGUUCGCUGGAGUUUCGUGGAAUCUUUAGAGCCACCCCAGGUGGUUCAGGUUCGCUGUUCAAACCUGGUGAACCAGGGCAAUGUGUAUGGCCAGGUCACCGUACGCAUGCACACCCGGCAGAUUCUGGCCAUCUAUGACCGGUUUGGUCGACUGAUGUAUGGACAGGAAGAUGUGCCCAAGGAUGUCCUAGAGUAUGUUGUGUUUGAAAAGCACCUGACGAACCCCUAUGGGAGCUGGAGAAUGCAUGGCAAGAUUGUCCCCCAGUGGGCACCCCCUAAGCAGCCUAUCCUUAAGACGGUGAUGAUCCCUGGCCCCCAGCUGAAACCAUGGGAAGACUAUGAAGAACCUCAAGGGGAGACCAAUAAAGCUCGGCUAGCCUGAUGGCAAGGAUGAUCCCUGGGGUGAAGGAUUGCUGAUAAGGUGGCUGGAAGCUGGGAAGUCAUCUGCCUCAGCCACGUAAUAGAAAGAACUACCUUUGUUUUUGUCUGUCAUGCUGGGGUCUUUUCAGCAGUGUCAUCCUCAACAGCCAUGGCUGAUGGCUGGGCCCAGGUGGGUGCUUGGUAUGCACAGCCAUGGACCUCCACUUCUUCCUUCUUUUUUUUAAUUGUAUGUGUAGCUUCUGAGUCUAGAUGAAAAAUGGUAUGUUUCCAAGUAUAUCUGAUACCAGUUUUCCCAUAUCAGUGCCUGUUGAGCAAACUGGGAGCGUUCUCUUUCUAAUCACAGGGCAGGGAUCAUAGUCUGAAAUAAACACUGUCAGAGUAUUGAAAAAAUAGUGGUAGGUUCUGUACAUUUGCCGUGAUUCAGGUUGGAGGUAGACCAGCUUUCAAAUAGCCGAAGUAGAAGACAAGCUUGAUUGUGAGUGAUAUGUCUUCUAAGAAACCCAGACUUCGGGAAAAUUAUCAGUGCUUAUAAAAUAUUGUAUCAUUUACUGGUGAGGAGUGAGCUUUUUGCCUCAAGUAGACACAUGAGACUAUGUGGGCAACUUCUAUCUGGAGGGGAGGUGAGAAGACAGAAGGGCAGAAGCUGGCAGAGUGGACAUGGGAAUCCAGGGUGGAGAGAAGGAGUGUGCUGUCUCAUUAGGGAGAGAGCAACUAGGAGUAUAUAGCAAGGUGUAUGUAAAUUUUUGUACAAGAGACUGACUGGAUUUGUAAACUUUCACUUAAAGUACAAAAAAAAAAAAUUGUAUCAUUUAAGAGAGUCUCAUGCACUGACUUUCUGAAUCAGUAUUUGUAUUUCAUAGAGGAAUGUGAGUCCAAAGAAGUCAUUUGACCCCCAGCCUUUGGAUUGUGUUCUUAAUUAUCCCCUACAUUCUGGUGUGAUCCCAGGGAGCCUGGGUGGAGGCAGAGACCAUGAAAGGGGUGAUACAUUUGAGAAAUUCGUCUGUAAGCCUCGGUUCCCUGACUUCUGGCACCUCCUGGAAAUGGUGACUAUUCUUCACAGUGUUGGGAAGGCAAACAUACCAGAGUAUAAGCCUGUGUUGAAGUGAAGCAGUCCAGCCCUUCUUUGUUCCUUUGCUCCAGCUGGGCUUUCAGGAGGAGGAUGUGAAACUUCAUAUGCUUAUGUGUCCUGGGAUCAUUCGAGGUACGACAAGGGAAGUCACUGUGCCAGCUACAGGCUGGCUGAUAGUACUAUCGCGUUUAUCAACACAUUGUGGGCUUCUCUUAAUUUUUAUACUUUCUGUUUCUCAAAACUUAGCUUUUUUUUUUUCCUGCCAAAGGAUUUGUCAUUUGGGGUAAGGACUAAUCUGUUUUGACCUUGUCUAGAAAGUAGAAGCCAAAGAAACUGGAAUCAAAUUGAGACUAGUUUUAAUUUUUCAGUCUUCCUAAAGCUACCAUCUCAGCUAAGGAGUAAGCAGGUCAGGCCUCACUGGGGAAAAUUGGUGUUUGGACCGCAGCUGCUGAGUGCUGACUGAAAACGAGGACGUGUAGGCUGAGGGGAGAACCAGCACUGGCGGGUUAAUCCACAGCAGCCGCUCUCGUCGUGCUCCUUAGUCUCAACCCUUUUGGCUUAAAAUGUACAUUAGUUUGCAGCAUUACCGUCCAAGUGAGGUUCAGCCACAUCCUCUUUGCCUGAGCCCUGGAUUAAAGCAAAAUGGAAAGGGAAGUGCUUUGAGCAGGAGCCACAGCUAGGGAGGAGGGAGGAGGGGGAGAUAAUCCAGGGAAGGCGGGGAAGCAGAGAAACAAAAAAGCACACUUAAUGGAAAAAUGAUACAUUGGUUUCUCUGAAUAGGUAAAAGCAGUGCUUCAAAUAAACUGUUUCACCUCCACCCUUCUGGAUCUGUCUCAGGGUCCCCAGGUAAUCCUAAACAGCAGCUAAGCAAUAGCUGCCACCGGGGAGCCGGAGGAUAAAUGCAAUUUUCAUUUCCCCUUGGAACCAAAUCCAGUUGAGCAAAUGGCCCCAAAUGUGAAGGAUUGGCUGGAAGGGCCAGGCAAAGACCAUCAUCUGAGUGUCAGCUCCAAAGCCAGCGCUGGCAAAGAAUUAGCCAGACCAAAAAAAAAAAUUUUAUUUUUACCCCAAAGGCCUAAAGGCUGCAAUGUUGUCACUUUGAAUUUUGGAGCACGCAUUGUUCUUUCUUUACCUGUCUACUGGUCUUUUUCAAAAACUUUGACAACGAAAAUCACCACUAUCAAUAAACUAGAGCCAACUGCAUUGGUCAAGAAAAA
Messenger RNA from Loxodonta africana (African savanna elephant), 3270 nucleotides. RefSeq names its product mitochondrial ribosomal protein L45 (gene MRPL45). Bases 68 to 988 code for a protein of 306 amino acids. NCBI's taxonomy places the organism in Eukaryota, Metazoa, Chordata, Mammalia, Proboscidea, Elephantidae. The record is from RefSeq and is a predicted model, not a curated record. Gene Ontology annotation, cellular component: mitochondrion. The transcript has 8 exons.